Molecule: messenger RNA, 1220 nt
Organism: Gastrolobium bilobum
Lineage: Eukaryota; Viridiplantae; Streptophyta; Magnoliopsida; Fabales; Fabaceae
Product: basic leucine zipper 24-like
Exons: 2
Coding region: 158-919 (253 amino acids)
Biological process (GO): DNA-templated transcription; regulation of transcription by RNA polymerase II
Molecular function (GO): RNA polymerase II cis-regulatory region sequence-specific DNA binding; DNA-binding transcription factor activity, RNA polymerase II-specific
Source: RefSeq, a predicted model, not a curated record
CAUAGAAAUCAUGACUGAAGAACAAAAUUCUUAAACAGUUACUUCCAAGGGCUAAAAUCUAGAAGCGUAGCAUAUACUCAAAAACCAGCAUGCUUCCAGUUCCAUCAAGGGCCAAAUUUGCUUUUCUGUUGAUAAAUUGCUGCUAACUUUCACUCAUAUGGCUGGUGGAAAUGCUGAGCUUUCUGAUAAUAAGCAUUCAGAUAAUGUUGUGUUUUUGAAUCCAGAAUCAUCCAGCAAUUUUCAGGCUUCAACAUCUGUGAAUACAAUUACUCAAUUGUUGUCUACGAGCACCCAAACAUGCAGCCACACUCAUACAUGCAACCCACCUGGCCCUGAUGCUGCUCAUACACACACAUGCUAUCACACACACACCCAAGUUUUUACAUCUGAAGAUGAUGAAAGAGAGCAUAGCAACUCAAGACCAAAAAGGGGUUCUGGCAAUAGAGAAGCGGUUCGAAAGUAUAGGGAGAAGAAGAAGGCACACACUGCUUACUUAGAGGAAGAAGUUAAGAAAUUGCGUAUGGUGAAUCAGCAACUAGUUAGGAAACUAAAAGGGCAGGCACUUCUUGAAGCAGAAUUGUUAAGGUUGAGGAGCAUUUUGGCACACCUUAAGGGGAAAAUAGACAAUGAACUGGGUGAUUUCCCCUUUCAAAAGCAGUGUAACUCUUCUACUAUUUUCAAAGUAGGGGAUAAUGGUCUUCUGUGUCAAAACAAUGUUCCAUGCUUGCAUCCACAUGCAGGACCAUCAUCCAAGGUUAAUAAUAUGUGUGCAUAUGGAAAAUCCAUUAUUCCAUUGGAAGGAAACUAUCAACAUGAAAUUGUAGAUUGUCAAGUAGAUGCAAAUAACAUGCCCAGUACUGAAGCACAAACCGUAGACACAAUGGAUAACUUCAUGUCUUCUGCAUCUCAAGAUGGGUAAUUCGCUAGACAAAUAUCUUAUGUGAGUUCCUUUCCAUGUUUGUGGUUAUCUUCUGUGAGUUCCUUUCCAUGUUUGUGGUGGUGAGGUAAGAAGAGGUAUAUAUAGUUAGUGUUGACUAUGAAGGGCAUGUUAGAUAACUCAUAAGUUGACCUUUUGAAGUUUGUUUUCUAUAAUCUAUAGGGUACAUAUAAACAGGCAUGUUAGUUUGAAAUUUGUACAAUAUACCAGCAUGUAAAAGAUGUUCUUUUAAAUAAACAAAAUUCUCGUUGUGUCACUAUUAAUGUUCUUCCUAAAAGCAUCU